Naumovozyma dairenensis CBS 421 is the source of this 459-nucleotide messenger RNA. RefSeq names its product Aim7p (gene AIM7). Gene Ontology annotation, cellular component: actin cortical patch. NCBI's taxonomy places the organism in Eukaryota, Fungi, Ascomycota, Saccharomycetes, Saccharomycetales, Saccharomycetaceae. Gene Ontology annotation, molecular function: Arp2/3 complex binding; actin binding. The coding region runs from base 1 to 459 and encodes 152 amino acids. Gene Ontology annotation, biological process: actin filament debranching; negative regulation of Arp2/3 complex-mediated actin nucleation. The transcript has a single exon. The record is from RefSeq and is a predicted model, not a curated record.
AUGUCAUCUUCUACCGCAUUAUAUCAUUUAUCUACAGAAACAAAGAAGCAAAUCCAACAAUUUCGUAUCAGUACGGGGAGAAUAGAAACCGUUAAGGGACUUUCCAUUAAGAUUCAACCGAAACCAUCAUACGAGAUUGUCAUUGAUGAUGAUGAGCAAGAAGAAUUAGAUGAGAUGACUGAUUUAUCUGAAUUGGCAGAGAUAAUGCCUGAUAAUUCUCCUAGGUUCUUAUUACUAGCUUACCCUUUAACUACCAAAGAUGGUAUUAAACAAACUCCGUUGGUUUUGAUAUAUUGGAAACCAGUUACUGUGGUGUCACAAGAAUGGAAAAUGUUAUAUGCUGGAGCAUUAGAAAUGAUCAGAAGUGAAUGUGGUACUUAUAAGUUGGUGGAAGUAUCAUCAGGGUUAGAAGACGAUUCGGAUAUUGAAGAGUUGAUUGAGCAAAUUGGAAAUGCUUAA